GAAUAGUGUAAAGUUGUAGACUGGUAUAUUUAUUUAAAUAAUAUUGCAAGUUAUUAAUGUAUAUUCUGUCAACAUUUUUGCGUUAGCGGUUGGUGUUAAAUUAAAUGUAAUCUUAAAACUAAUUUGAGAUGGGGUUAAAUUGAAAAAAUUUGCUUAGAUGGGCUAUUAAAAAAUUAAAGGAGCAUUUUUAAGCUGAAAGUAUGGUUUAAGUGUAAUAAAGACAAAUCACAUAAAAUACAAAACUGAAGCCAAGUUCACAUGAACUCGAGUAACCGAGAUAGUAUACUUCUGAUAUUUGUAUAACUUGAACAACUUUUUGCAUAUAUUUUGAAGUAGAAUAGUCUCGUCUAAUUUAAGAUUUGACUUCGAGCUAAGUAUACAAAAAGUCCAUCGGGGGCGACAUUAGCGCUUUUGCAAAGCAAUUAGCCUUUGACUUUUUCCGAAAUGGGUAAUAACGCAACUACAUCUAAUAAGAAAGUAGAUGCUGCUGAAACAGUUAAGGAAUUUCUUGAGCAAGCCAAAGAAGAAUUUGAAGAUAAAUGGCGCCGAAAUCCAACAAAUACUGCAAGCCUGGAUGAUUUUGAACGUAUUAAGACCUUAGGUACCGGUUCUUUUGGACGCGUUAUGAUUGUUCAGCAUAAACCGACAAAAGACUAUUACGCCAUGAAGAUUCUUGACAAACAAAAGGUUGUUAAACUUAAACAGGUGGAGCAUACCUUGAACGAAAAACGUAUUCUCCAGGCUAUUCAGUUUCCGUUCCUGGUUUCUCUCCGCUAUCACUUCAAGGAUAAUUCUAAUUUGUAUAUGGUAUUGGAAUAUGUUCCAGGCGGAGAAAUGUUUUCACAUUUACGUAAAGUGGGUCGUUUUUCGGAGCCACAUUCUCGAUUCUACGCUGCACAAAUUGUACUUGCUUUUGAGUACCUCCACUAUCUUGAUCUUAUUUAUCGAGACCUAAAACCGGAGAACUUAUUGAUUGACUCACAAGGAUAUCUCAAGGUCACGGACUUCGGAUUUGCUAAACGUGUCAAAGGCCGCACAUGGACAUUAUGUGGCACUCCUGAAUACCUAGCUCCGGAGAUUAUUUUAUCUAAAGGUUAUAACAAGGCUGUCGACUGGUGGGCCCUUGGAGUACUCGUGUAUGAAAUGGCAGCUGGCUACCCGCCAUUUUUUGCAGACCAACCCAUCCAAAUAUAUGAAAAAAUCGUAUCGGGAAAAGUGCGUUUUCCUUCUCAUUUUGGCUCUGAUUUGAAAGACUUGUUGCGCAAUCUUUUGCAAGUCGAUUUAACAAAACGUUACGGUAAUUUAAAAGCAGGUGUCAAUGAUAUUAAAAAUCAAAAGUGGUUUACGUCGACCGACUGGAUUGCAAUCUUCCAGAAAAAAAUUGAAGCACCAUUUAUUCCACGGUGUAAAGGGCCCGGUGAUACUAGUAACUUUGAUGAUUAUGAGGAAGAGGCGCUUCGAAUUUCCAGCACUGAAAAGUGUGCAAAGGAGUUUGCUGAAUUCUAAUUGUGUUAUAAAAUUUUUUACAUACUGACGCGUAUGGACAAAAUUAAAUAUUGACCUAAUUAGGAGCAUUAAAAAACACAUAAACAUAAAAAUAUACUUUAUAAUUACGCUCGACAUGUCUUAUCUCGUGUACCAGGUAGUUCAAUGGUGUUCUUUAAACUACCUACAAAUAAUUACUUUGAAGCCUAUAAUUUAAAUCAAAAUUAUUUUAAUUGUGAGCACUUCACAAAUGAUUUGCCAACUAUACGCACUGCUCCUUAAUUUAAAAAAAAUAUUUGAAGGGCAAUAGUUCAACGUCCUCUUAUCAAUUUUCUGGUCAUGCCGUUGCAACAAAACCUUCAAGGAUCAUCAAAAAAGUAUAGAGGCAUAAAUUAAAAACCAACGUACAUUUAGGGACAGCGCUUUUGUUGCUUUAUCUGGCAUUAAAUAUAAAAUAUAUUACAAUGGUCAGAGAUUUGGAACCAUCGUAUGCGAUUACUUGGACACUACUUCGAAAUGAAAUAUAUCGACUAAGUCACCUCAAACGAUGUCCGUUCUCCAGGAAUUCUUGCGUUUUUUAUAAUUUAUGACUGAUAGAUGACUAACGCGUGUGCAAUAACUCAGUGAGGCAACUGUAUAUCAAAUCAUAUUAGCAAACGAUACCGGAAGCACCUCUUUUGUUUUUGCUUGCUUUGAAAAAUGUUUACCAUUGCGAAGUACUGAUAAUUAUCCUAAAAUGGAUGCUCACAAAAUGUUCCCAAUAUAAAUGCAUAAAAGCCUCAAACUGGAUGCCCAUAAAAAGGAACAGUACUAAGCGAUAUCAAUAGAAAAAUAUUGUACGAAGAAUUCGCUCGCUUUUGGAAAAUGGAACGAUAAAUAAUAAGUAUAUGUAUAAGAAAAUUGUGUUGCUAGUAAAACUUUAUAUUAUAAAGUAACAAAGAAGUAAUACCCAUAAUUAUUCAUCAUACAUUAAGAAUCCAGAACUAAUAUGUGACGAAUCAUACAUCCAACUAAAUUAAUUAAUAAAACAGAAGUUGAGAAGAAAACAAAUAUA
Molecule: messenger RNA, 2539 nt
Organism: Anastrepha ludens (Mexican fruit fly)
Lineage: Eukaryota; Metazoa; Arthropoda; Insecta; Diptera; Tephritidae
Gene: Pka-C1
Product: cAMP-dependent protein kinase catalytic subunit 1
Exons: 5
Coding region: 445-1506 (353 amino acids)
Biological process (GO): peptidyl-serine phosphorylation
Cellular component (GO): nucleus; cAMP-dependent protein kinase complex
Molecular function (GO): cAMP-dependent protein kinase activity; ATP binding
Source: RefSeq, a predicted model, not a curated record